Molecule: messenger RNA, 2386 nt
Organism: Juglans microcarpa x Juglans regia
Lineage: Eukaryota; Viridiplantae; Streptophyta; Magnoliopsida; Fagales; Juglandaceae
Product: recQ-mediated genome instability protein 1
Exons: 9
Coding region: 53-1864 (603 amino acids)
Biological process (GO): double-strand break repair via homologous recombination; resolution of meiotic recombination intermediates
Cellular component (GO): nuclear body; RecQ family helicase-topoisomerase III complex
Molecular function (GO): nucleotide binding
Source: RefSeq, a predicted model, not a curated record
CCCCCCAAAAAAAACCCAAAAGGGCCAAAACCCCCCAAAUCCCAAAAGAGAAAUGCCGAGACGACGUCUCAGACUAAGCUGCUCCUCCGACGAAGAAGAUGACAAUCUUCAACAACAACUACAAGAAGAACCUGAAAACGAAAACUCUGAUCCGAAUCCGAAUAUAUAUCUUUCUGAACCCAUCGAAAUCUCCGACGACGACCUCAUUAACGUCCACGAAGACCUCUCCCGGUACUCUCAUCCUCCGGCGGGGACGACUUCCGAACACUCCGCACAACCGCCUCCGGCGACUCCUGCUUCGAGUUCUUCCGGCGCGGGCGAGGGCGAGGGUUGUUCGAUUGGGGAUUUUCUUGGAAGGCUUGGGCUGAGGUUGAAGACAGAGUGGCUGGGUGCUUGUUUGAACGCGCUCCAGACCUCCGUGCCUGGAUUCUCGAGCCUCGACGUCGCGGCGAAGUCCAAGCUUUGCUUCGAGCGGUUUCUUGUUUCGGAUAUGAAUUACUGUGGGGACGGUGUGCUUCCUCAGAAUGUGGAUUUAAUGCACCUCGUCGAUCUGCCGGGGCCAUACGUAUUGCAGGUUGAUGAGAUAGUUAAUAUCAGUUGUCCACUCAGAGGGAGGUAUCAUGAAACACCUCCCGGGACCAAGAGGUGUCUCAAGUUAUCCAUGACGGAUGGUGUUCAACGUGUGUUCGCCAUGGAAUACAGGCCUAUUCAAGCUCUUGAAGUUUUUUCUCCAGCUGGACAGAAGGUUAUCGUCUGUAAUCUACAUGUACGUCAUGGACUUUUAAUGCUUGUCCCUGAGGCUUUUGAAGUUCUAGGGGGAUUGGUUGAGGAGUUAGAAGCAGCACGCAAGCGUCUUGUUGAUGAAGUAAAUAAGCCACCAAGGGGGAAAAGGACAAGGACAGGAUCUGUUCCCACUUUAGCAACUAGAGCAACUCUUGCUGCAUGGCCACCAAAUGGUGUUAAUGCUGCCGGGCAAAACAAUAGUUCCAUGUUACAAGAUGGAACUCCCUUUCCAGCAAAUAACCAAGGUGUUACUGCGAUUCCAUCUUGCACUAAUACCAGCCAAAGGACUACAAGAGAGUCCGCUGCUUCUACCAUAGAAAAUGCUGCUCCUAACACAUCAACUUCUGUUAUUAUGGGAUUUGAGGAGAUGCAUAUAGAUGCUGCUCCUGUUAGCAGGACAAAUACUGUGCCUAACCCAUCCCCCCAUAUCAUUUCGGAGGUCGAGGAUAUUCAUAUGGUUGAUGAGGUAGACCACCCCCUCAUACUAUCUGGAGAACAGGAAAUCCCAUUCACUUACUUAUCUAGUUUGUCAGCCAAGUUGUCAGCAAUGAAGGAGAAAUCACAUUCUGUUCAGGGAAAAAUUAAGUGCUUUUUGACUGGUGUAAAGGGAUUCCAAUAUAAGCAGCGGACAAAGUAUGAGCUUCGGGCAUAUGUUGAUGAUGGUAGCCUUAUUGCUGAGAUUCUUAUUGAUCACAAUGUUGUACAUAAAGGAAUAGGUCAUUCUCCGGAAGAGGUCACUGCCGCUCUUUCUUCUCCAGACAAGAAAAUAGUGAGUGAUAUGAAGGAGACACUCAGGCAGUUCCAGAUCUUCUUGGCAAACUUUGAGGGAACAAUGCUUAUAGAGAUGAAUAAAACCUCUCCCCUCCCAAUUUCUCUUGAGAUGAACCAGGGCUGUCCUGAAUCUGAUGCGUGGUUGCUACUCAGACGACUAAAGUUCCUUUCUGCUCAAACACUGCGACUUUUCCCCUUGGAUCCUAUUGAUGUGUCCCUUAAUUGGCUACGUGGUUUACCACUCUCUGGGAAUAAAUUAGGCUGUCAAGUUGACAAGGGUGGCGAUCAUGUGGUGCGACUUGGGUCAUAAGCUGUGUUUGGCAAGCAUUUUGGAAGGAGAUGAGAAACUUGAAUUGAGGAAGCAAUUUCUACAUCAUGUUGUUCAUAUCUCCGUUUGAGCUGAUAGGACAAACUGACGUCUUAUGGCAAUUUACUCGACAUCAAACUACAUCAUCCUUUAGAUUGCUGGGGGAACUGGAGUGCACCAUUUGGUGUUGGCUGAACUUCAAGAAACAUCAUUGGACUGAUAAAGUCCUCCUAGUUUUAAGGAAAGCCACCAGUCUAUUGGUGUUGAAGUAGAUGAUGUUAAGAGGGACAAAGAAAGGCCAAUCAGUUAUUGAAAAUUACAUAUUGGAGAACGCUCGGAGGAGCUGUAGACUUCUCUUACAUCUACUGAAGUGAAUUGCAACCCAGGAUCAGGAGCUGGCAACCUUCCAUCUGCAGUGUACGUCCCUUCAAUGGUAAAGCAUAAAAAAUGUAGUUUUUAUGUGAUGAAGCUACUACUGUGGACAAUCCGCCAUGAAAUUUUUCUAAUGUGAUAUAUUUAUGGUCU